Messenger RNA from Carassius gibelio (silver crucian carp), 4287 nucleotides. RefSeq names its product mucin-5AC. Lineage: Eukaryota; Metazoa; Chordata; Actinopteri; Cypriniformes; Cyprinidae. The transcript has 9 exons. Bases 24 to 4190 code for a protein of 1388 amino acids. The record is from RefSeq and is a predicted model, not a curated record.
CUUUUACAACUGAAGGACAGACAAUGUCAGAAUACACUUCAUCUACAACAGAGAUAUCCUCAUCUAGUGUAGAACAAACAACAAGCCAGCAGACACCAACCACUCAAUAUACUUCUAAUCCUGAAAUAGAAUCUACAACAACAGCUCCAUCAACAUUUACAACAGCUGCAUCUUCUAUGACUACAACCACAGUAGAUUCUUCUACAAGUGAAAGUGAUUCGACAAUUGGAACAACUUCAUACACAACAGAAUCUACGCCAUCUUCACCAUCGUCUACAACAAUCAGACAAACAACAGCAGAAUUCUCUUCAUCUACAACAGCAAUAUCUCCAUCCACUGCAGCACAAACAACAAGCCAGCAGACACCAACAACUCAAUAUACUUCUAAUCCUGAAAUAGAAUCUACAACAACAGCUCCAUCAAUAUUUACAACAGCUGCAUAUUCUAUGACUACAACCACAGUAGAUUCUUCUACAAGUGAAAGUGAUUCGACAAUUGGAGCAACUUCAUACACAACAGAAUCUACUCCAUCUUCACCAUCAUCUUCAACAAUCGGACCAACAACAGCCGAAUUCACUUCAUCUACAUCAGCAAUAUCUCCAUCCACUAUAGUGCAUACAACAAGCCAGGAGACACAAACAAAUCAAUAUACUUCUGCCACUGAAAUAGAAUCUGCAGCAACAGCUCCAUCAACAUUUACAACAGCUUUGUCCCCUGUGAGCACAACCACAAUAGAAUCAUCUACAAGUGAAAGUGAUUCAACACUUGGAACAACAUCAUUCCUAACAGAUUCUACUCCUUCUUCUACAACUGAAGGACAGACAACGUUAGAAUACAUUUCAUCUACAACAGAGAUAUCCUCAUCUAGUGUAGAACAAACAACAAGCCAGCAGACAACAACCACUCAAUAUACUUCUAAUCCUGAAAUAGAAUCUACAACAACAGCUCCAUCAACAUUUACAACAACUGCAUCUUCUAUGACUACAACCACAGUAGAUUCUUCUACAAGUGAAAGUGAUACGACAAUUGGAACAACUUCAUACACAACAGAAUCUAUGCCAUCUUCACCAUCGUCUACAAUAAUCAGACAAACAACAGCAGAAUUCACUUCAUCUACAACAGCAAUAUCUCCAUCCACUGCAGCACAAACAACAAGCCAGGAGACAGAACCUACUCAAAAUACUUCUACCACCGAAACAGAAUCUACAUCUUCAGCUCUAUCAACAUUUACAACAGCUGUAUCUUCUAUGAGCACAACCACAAUUGAAUCAUCUACAAGUGAAAGUGAUUCAACAAUGGGAACAUCAUCAUUCUCAACAGAUUCUACUCCAUCUUCUACAACUGAAGGACAGACAACGUCAGAAAACACUUCAUCUACAACAGAGACUUCCUCAUCUAGUGUAGAACAAACAACAAGCCAGCAGACACCAACCACUCAAUAUACUUCUAAUCCUGAAAUAGAAUCUACAACAACAGCAGAAUUCACUUCAUCUACAUCAGCAAUAUCUCCAUCCACUACAGUGCAAACAACAAGCCAGGAGACACAAACAAAUCAAUAUACUUCUGCCACUGAAAUAGAAUCUACAGCAACAGCUCCAUCAACAUUUACAACAGCUUUGUCCCCUGCUAGCAAAACCACAAUAGAAUCAUCUACAAGUGAAAGUGAUUCAACACUUGGAACGACAUCAUUCCUAACAGAUUCUACUCCAUAUUCUACAACUGAAGGACAGACAAUGUCAGAAUACACUUCAUCUACAACAGAGACAUCCUCAUCUAGUGUAGAACAAACAACAAGCCAGCAGACACCAACCACUCAAUUUACUUCUAAUCCUGAAAUAGAACCUACAACAACAACUCCAUCAACAUUUACAACAACUGCAUCUUCUAUGACUACAACCACAGUAGAUUCUUCUACAAGUGAAAGUGAUUUGACAAUUGGAACAACUUCAUACACAACAGAAUCUAUGCCAUCUUCACCAUCGUCUACAACAAUCAGACAAACAACAGCAGAAUUCACUUCAUCUACAUCAGCAAUAUCUCCAUCCACUGCAGCACAAACAACAAGCCAGCAGACACCAACAACUCAAUAUACUUCUAAUCCUGAAAUAGAAUCUACAACAACAGCUCCAUUAACAUUUACAACAGCUGCAUCUUCUAUGACUACAACCACAAUAGAAUCAUCUACAAGUGAAAGUGAUUCAACACUUGGAACGACAUCAUUCCCAACAGAUUCUACUCCAUCUUCUACAACUGAACGACAGACAACAUCAGAAUUCACUUCAUCUACAACAGAGACUUCCUCAUCUAGUGUAGAACAAACAACAAGCCAGCAUAUAGAAACCACUCAAUAUACUUCUACUACUGAAUCUGAAUCUACAACUUUUUCUCCAUCAACAUCGUCUACAACAGCUGUAUCUCUUAUGAGCACAUCCACAAUAAAGUUGUCUACAAGUGAAAGUGGAGCAACAGCGGAAUCUACAUUAUCCACAACAGGUACUUCUCCAUCUUCACCAUCGUCCACAACAAAAGGACAAAGUACAUCAGAAUUCACUCCAUCUACAACAGAGAUAUCCUCAUCUAGUGUAGAACAAACAAUGACCCAGCAAAAACCAACUACUCAAUAUACUUCUAACACAGAAUCAGGAUCUACAGCAACAGCUCCAACAACAUUUACAACAGAUGUGUCCCAUAAGAGCACAGCCACUGUAGAGUCAUCUACAAGAGAAAGUGAUUCAACAUUGGAAUUAACAUCAUCCACAACAGAUACUACUCCAUCUUCACCAUCGUCUACAAUGGUUCAAUCUCUAUUUACAAAAUCAUCUUCUACCACAGAAGGUCAGAUUGUUUCAUCAUUUACCUCAUCAAUCCCAUCUUCAAGUCCUGCUGAACAAACAAGUCAGCAGACACAAUCAACUAGUUCAAUUUCAAGCACAGAAAUACAUUCAACACAGUCAAUUAAUUCAACAUUUGCACCACUUGAAACCACUGGAUCAAUAUCUCCAGGCUCGUCUGCUUCACCCAAUCCAAUCUCACAUCAAACAAUAACUCAAACUGUUACAGCCCAAACAUUAAGCAAUUUUACUUCAGCUCAGUCAAGCCCUUCUUCUCAAACUAGUACCCAGAAAACCUCAUCAACAUCAACAGAACCUCAUUCAUCCAUAACAACUGUCAACUCAGUUUCAACAACUCCAAACUGUCUGGAGUAUUGUCAGUGCAACGGGUCCCCAUGCAUCUUCAAUGUCACAUCUCGGAAAUGUCAGUGUAAAUGCAAAGAUUUCACUUUUGGAGAUACUUGCAAUUUUGCAAAUGACACUACGGUUACUUUGUCUGACAGCAUACCAACAAGGAAUGCAAAUAUCUCUCUCAGAAUUAUGAUGGAAUAUCUUAAAGCGUAUGAAAAUGUGAACUCUCCAGAAUCAAAAAAACUCAUUUCCAUCUUAAAACGUGAGCUUUCAAUCCUUUGUAAAAGAGCAGAUGCAAAAAAUUUCAAGGAUGUGCAAAUACGUAGUCUAAGACAAGGAAGUGUCAUUGCUGAAAGUAUUGCAUUGUAUAACUAUCCCAACAACAACUCACAAAUAAUGUUUCUAAAUAACGAUUUGGGUCCCACCCUGGAAAAAAUCUUUAAUGACUCAGAUUCGUUAAAAAGUCUCAGCAUAGCUCUCGGCAAUGCUUCCAUCCAAAAUGCCCAAAUUAUCAUGGGGACAGUAGAAAUAUCAAAUAUUUCAGAUCUACAUCAGUUUGUGCAAUGCACUGUGAAUUUUACAAGCUUAACUGUAGAGCUUGAUGAUGGAGCAUGGGUAUGUGUGGGACCAUGCCAAAAAAAUCCCAACUUCUGCAAUCAACAAGGUGCAUGCCAAAAUGAAAUAAAUGGACCACACUGCAAGUGUCACAGUUCUUACUUUGAGAAGUACUAUGGAGCUCAGUGUGAGCUUUACAGCAGAGGAGCCGGUUUCUACGCUGUUCUCUUCGGCUGUUUAGUAGCUUUUGCUCUACUUAUCAUCGUUUCAGCCGUGAUGAUUGUGGUGUUCUACAGAGCCAAGAGAACAUCAAGCAAAAAAUUUGAAUUAUUUGAAGAUGACUUCUUUGAUUUUACAUCAAGAGGAGGUUAUGGGCAUCAAAACUUUUCAGUCACAGAAGAUUCGGAAUUUGGGUCUUUCAGGUCACUCCAUGAAAAUACACAUAUACAAUAAACACCACAGCAACUGAAGUGACUGAUGAACAGAGAUGACAGAUAUUAUUUUUAAAAGACGUCAGACACUAUAAUCUCAGGAAGCCAACAAAACAGGC